Molecule: messenger RNA, 3701 nt
Organism: Lethenteron reissneri (Far Eastern brook lamprey)
Lineage: Eukaryota; Metazoa; Chordata; Hyperoartia; Petromyzontiformes; Petromyzontidae
Gene: KICS2
Product: KICSTOR subunit 2
Biological process (GO): negative regulation of TORC1 signaling; cellular response to glucose starvation; cellular response to amino acid starvation
Cellular component (GO): KICSTOR complex
Source: RefSeq, a predicted model, not a curated record
CGGUGGCGUGGCGUGGGCGUCCCUUCUGUCGGCCCUGGCACACCUUGCAGCCACCGAGAGGGCCUAUCACUCCAUGACCUUUCUGGGUCAGAAGCCAGAGGGAGAUGUCCCUUUUUUGCUUCUUCGCUGGUUUGAAGGUUAGUAAUCAAUUCCGAAAACAAACGAAUAUCGGUAUCUGUAAAAUACCGAUACUGUGAUUCAAACUGACCUACUGCUUAUGCUGGUUUCAACUUUCGGUGUUCGUUGCCGGAGUUUGAAUUAAACUCCACCCUGGCCGAGCGGAAUGAGCCAGCCACAACUUUCUUCUUUCCUUCUAGAGUUGCUGCUGAAAUAUUGAGCGUAUUUGGAUGAAUAUCUCAUUCUCUGUUUAUUAUUCACUUGAGCUUCGUAAGAGUCAGGCUGGCUCUUUUUGCGAUGGUUUAAUUCAUCCUGGGGUGCACUCAACGGGCAGAGCGCUCUGUCGUGGGCGCUACAAGGUGGAAUUUAGCUUCUAUUGAACGGUGCGUUAGGGAUGCUGAGAGCAUUGCUACGACGAGUGAUGUCAUGCACAUGCUAUGGCCACAAUGAGUGGCGCGCACAUUGUCUUCUGCAUAUUCUCCAGUGCAGGAAGGUACGGUGCCUCCGAAUGGCUGAAUUUUGACCCUCCUGCCUAACGAUCAGAAGGGCAGGGAAUCGGACAUUUAGCUCCUGUUGCAAUGUGCUCUGGGCUAACAGAUCGUUCAAUAGAAAAGCGCUUUGGAGCGAUUUGCCCAUUGAUCGCACCCCUUUUUUUACUAAUGAGUUGCUAUUAAUAGCUUGCAAUGGGUUGGACAUAAGCAAAUUAAAUUUCUUCUCUCCAGCAAUGUAAACAACAAUGCUUAAAUGUUUUAUACAAAAACACCAUGGUAUUAAUGAUCAUAUUUUUAAUAUGGCUCAUUUACAAGCAUUUCAUACUAUAUAUUCUAAUUAAAAAUGAUAUCACAGAGCAUUAUGUUACAUCACCAUCAGUUCAAUAUAGCAAAAUAACACUUGGCAUCACAAAUGCAACAUUGGGACUGCAGGUGGAGCCAGCUUUAUUAUAUUAUUGAUCGGAGCAAUAGCAAACUUAAGUAUAGUUUCGAAUUUUUGCUUAUUACAUGAAAGAGAUUGGUUUAGGCAGUUUGGUCAGAUAAUCUCAGUGAUAAUAGGAUAACACACUUUAAAAUAACUAGGUUUUGAAAGCACAACUAAAAUCAAGGCGGAGGCUUUUGUGGUAAUGCGACAAUUCCUACUUAAAUUGCAGAAACGACUAUUUAAAAUUAUUUGAUACUCUUGCAAAAUUCAAGACAUCUUAGAUAAUGCUAAUAUAGCCCCUUUCCUCUUUUCAGCUUCAGUCGCAAUGCUCUUCAGGGCUAUCAAUUUGGGUGGCUUUUCUAGCGGCGGACAAUCUUUCUUCUCGCGCAAGGACACACUGCGCAGCAUGUACGGCUCCUUGUGUUCCGAGCUGCGUCGCGUCACGGGCUCGGGCGCGCAGGCGGCUGCCGGCAGCGGCGGCGGCAACGCGGCCGUGCACUCGGAGGAUAUCCUGGGUCACCUGGCCGAGCAGCUGGGCCACCUGGUGCAAUCGAGGCAGGAGAUGGCCGACCUCUAUGAGAAGCUGCACGGUCUGAGCCUGGGACGCCACGCUACGCCCGGCGAGCUGCUAGCCUCGCUUGGAGCCGUCACGCAGAAAUUCUCCUCCAGGGUUCACCACCCGGUGCUCAGCGCCUUGAGCAGCAGCUUCCAGCACGAGACGGAGGCGCUGGGUCACCUGCUGCGUGCCCAGCGCGACGUCUCCUCGUGGCUCUUCCUGCCGGCGCUGCUGGAGCUGCACGCGGCUCACGCCAAGCUAGCGGCGUGGGCGUCCCGCGGUUCGGAGCGAGCGCGCGAUGGCGCCGCGGCGCCGCCGCAGCGCAAGCCGCUGUUCGGCGGCGCUGCCCAGCGCGUUGCUCCCACGCCACACCUGCACCAGUGGAUGGUGAAGUACAAGACGUUCCUGCUGGCCAAGUUCAGCUUCUACUUCCACGAAGCGCUGAGUCGGCAAGCGGGCGGCGAGAUGAAGUCGCUCACGGCGAAAACAAGCCCCGACUUCUUUGGCAAAGUGUCGAGCUUCAUCAAGAAGACGGAUGCUGCCAACGUGUCUCUCAUCUUUGACACGCGCGGCCUGGAGGACAGCUUCAAGGGUCACGGCUACCACUACCCCGGGUCGUACCCAGAGGGGCUCAAGGUUCCGGCCGAGGGCUUCGUGCCGGUGCUGUCGCUGCCCAUCGAGCGCACGGCCAUGCACUGGUCGGCGCUGUCCAUGGUGCUGGCCGAGCGCUCCUCCGAGCUGGCGUGCGCGGAGCGCGUGGUGCACGCCUACGACGAGAAGGCGCAGAGCACCUACUACCUGGCACGUCCCGAGCCGCGCUUCACCAUCGCCGUCGUCUACGAGAGCCGCCGGAGCGAGAAGGACUCCGGCGUACACGCGUUCCUGCUUGAGACCGCCGCCGCGCUCAAGCAGAGCAAGCCUUUCGCCAGCCUCAAGCCGGGCUCCAAGGCGUAGGUAGUCCAGGCGUGGAGGAGAGGUAGCUCCCACGCUCACCACCUCCCACCCCGACGCUGACCUUUUAACGGAGCUCCACUUCUUCUUUCGUAUGGCCAAUGUCGAUGCAGAGCAACGCCUACAAUUUCACAUUCAGGUGGUCAAGCCAGACAGCCGCGUCAGGACUGACCGACCACCUCGCCAGCCUCAAGCUGCAGUAGAAGGUGUAGGCCGGCUUUGACUGAACCCUCUUUGACAAGAGCUAGACUCAUCUAAGUGGCCGAGCCAGAUUCAAAGUGAUGAUCUGGCCGUGGAUUUGGGGAAAGGUGGCCCUUGCACUGGAAAAGGUGGGCCUGCCCCGACCUAAGUUGUUUGACCGAGACCAACGUUGAUAGCCAAGCAGGGUGAAGACUGGGUGGUCGGUGCCUUCAAGGGAAGCUCCCUUGGAAGACUGUGUUCAUGUAAGGGUUCAUAUCAUCAUUAUCCUUCUUCUCAGCCAUGGUUUAACCUCUACUGGAUGAAGACCUCCCCACGUCAGUGCCAUGCGAGUUGUUUGAGUAACCGGACUUGCACGGGUGCCCUUAUACAGUAAGUCACAGCUUGGUAGUGCCCACUUGAAGAAGCUUGCACAAAUAGAAACUUGCCGAAAACAAUGUGAAUGUGCCAGAGGGAUGAAGCGUGCAAUGAAAAGUGCCAUACAACUGUAAAUUGAUGUGGUUUAUGGUCUCCAUGCGGUGAUCUGCAAAGUUAUUGUUGGGUGUACGUUGAACUUCUCUCGCACCAUAGCCAACCGUGUUAAUCGAAGGUGCGCGGAAGGACAAGAUAAGACAACCAAAGUAAGAGCCAAUGUCAGUCUUGAGCUCGGACCAAUCUGGCAACUCCAUGCCUUGUGCCAUUCUAAUCAGACCAGCUGAUUUGAUUACUUCCGAGGAAAGCAGAGCAUGCUGUCCAGCCUUAAGGGGAAUCACAUGGCGAACCAACUAUAGCAAAGUGUGCGUGCAUGCAAGGUGCUUGUGUGUUUCGUCGGAUGCAAUUUGAUUUAGCAGCCCCAAAUAUUGUUGGCUAUUAAAGCAAACCCAGGAUUUGUAAAGACCGUCAGACGUUCAAACGUAUGUGAGAAAGAUAUAAAAGCUACAUGCAAAAAGUGGUGCUUAAUAAAAUAUCGGUGGCGUUUCUUGCA